Ilyonectria robusta is the source of this 1144-nucleotide messenger RNA. RefSeq lists its product as uncharacterized. The record is from RefSeq and is a predicted model, not a curated record. NCBI's taxonomy places the organism in Eukaryota, Fungi, Ascomycota, Sordariomycetes, Hypocreales, Nectriaceae. The transcript has 2 exons. The coding region runs from base 389 to 982 and encodes 197 amino acids. Gene Ontology annotation, cellular component: extracellular exosome; endoplasmic reticulum-Golgi intermediate compartment. Gene Ontology annotation, molecular function: calcium ion binding.
CUGAUAUCGGGACGAGAUCGCCCGGUCUUCAGUUCCAUUCCAGCGCCCUAGGCACAGAACUCAGCACCGCUCCAGCGCCUACCCCAGUGCCAUCUCCCCCGAAGCGCGCUGGGGUUCAGUAGCUUAGCUCCCCGCUAAAUUGGUGGCCCGCUCGUGCCGCCCCUGAUAACCUCCACAGUAGCCAUUACGACAGUGACCACGAACGGUUGAAUCGACGUUGGAUUGCUCCCAGUCCUCCAGUCCAGCCUCCUUCGACGAUCUCUGAACCACGUCCUUCGGCCAGCCUCGAUAUUCUAUCCACAUCCACCUCCUGGUCGUGACCUCAAUCCCACUCUUCAAGCCCCGCGAUUCCGUCCUCUCCAGUCCGCAACACACACAAGCAGCAACAAUGCGCCCAACGGUUCUUCUGAGCGCCGCCUGCGCCGGCUUGGUCGCAGCCCAUUCGCAAGCUCCCAUCGUCCCCGAAGGCGCUGACUGGAUGACGAAGCAUAUGGCAGAGGAGCACCAUAUCGCGGGCUGGGACGCCAACUCCUUCUUCGCUCUUCACGAUUACGAUAGCAACGGCCGGUGGGAGGGUUCCGAGAUACAGCGCACCUACGGUCUCAUGGAUGUGUCCAACAAUGAAAUGCUGCAGAGCCGAAAAGACGAGGUCCUCAAAAUCUUGCUAGACCUCCUAGACAAGGACGGCGACUUCUCCGUUACCCUUGAGGAGUGGAACAACUUCAUCGGCUCGGGCAAGACGCUGCCCGAUCUGGGCACUGGCCCCGGCCACCACGGCGACGACGAGUACGAGUACGAGAUCCACCACUGGGAGAAGUAUCACGACGAGAACACCAAGCUCGAGGACCUGACGCAUCCCGAGGACAUUGAGCACUUCAAGAAGCAUGAGCAGAUGGAGGACGAGGAGGACCGCCUCGAGGCUUUGAACAAGAUCCCCAUCGUCGAAGCUAACAUCCCCUCAAAGUUCCGACGAUCAUCUUAGGCUGGACAUUGGAUUUUCCUCCCGUGGUAGGAUAGAGGCGCGGGUGGGGCGUAUGAUAUCAUGACGGAUGAUUUGUACAUUGGUAAUAUUGCUAUUGAGAGAUAGAACCUGUAACAUGAAUGUCAAAGACACAAUGCCAGACGCCUGGCGCAAACGUUUUGA